CCUAUUCAAUCAACAACAUCAUCAUCGACGACGAAUACUAUUCAGCCCUCAAAUUCAUCAAUAAUGAAAAAAUAUUACCGUAAAAUUGAAACACGUACUGUGGAACAUCAAUCGUCAGCGGCAACAGUACCAGCAAAUGCUGCAGCAAUUUCAGCAGCAAAAGUUACAACAGCAACAACGUCCAAUAUUAUACAUCAGCAUGAUCCUAGAACAAAUUUUUAUCAUCAUAAUACUAAUGCUAUUGCACCACCAAAUGGUAUGAUGACAUUUUCAUCAUUAUCACCAUAUAAUGCCGUCGUUGGUGGUGGUGGUGGUGGUGGUAGUUAUAUGAAUCCAUCACUAAUUAAACCAUACAAUCCUCAUUCAACAUUGAUGCCAACAACAAGCAAUCAGCCAAUCGGUUCAAAUCAUACACAUUCAACACCUUAUUCAUACCCAUUUUCAUUAUCACAAUCAUAUGGUCUUUAUAAUCCGGCCACUGUUUCAACGGUACCAUUUCAAUUAAUACCAUUUGGAAAUAGUGGUCACGUUUUGGAACAACCAACACCGUUAACAGGUGGUCAUCCAUUCAUAUCACCACAACCAUUCAUAGCUGCACCACCACCGACAAUCUAUCCAUAUAUCAAUCCAUCAUUUACACCAGCAGCCACACCGAUUUCGGCUAUUGGACAAUUUUUUCAACUCCCAACUGCCACCUUACACCAGCCAGCAACAGCAACAGCUAGUCCAUUUUUGGGUGUGCAUUAUUUAGCUGGAUCAAAUUCAAUCGGUGUAGCUUUACCACCAAGACAUUCAACACAACCAUCUAGUUGUCAUUAUCAACCUCCACCGACAAUUCCAUCAUCAUCUUCAACAUCAAACCAAUCAUAUCUGAAUGUAUUUACGGGUAGUAGGUGUACGCCUUCAUCAUCAUCUUCAUUAUCCUCAAACAUAACCAAUAAUCAAAGUGAUCGAAUUAUUUAUCCAGUAUCGAUUCAUCAUCAAUCUGGUCAAUCACCAUCAUCAUCAUCUACAUCGACAUCAUUAACUGUUGAUACAACGAAUACGUCCAUGAACACAACACGCCCUUCAUUGAUCGCUCAUCAAUCACAACCGCAGAUUAUCAAUCUAAAUGGUGCGACUAAUACUGGAUCAAUACCAUCGGCUUUAAAUUCAAUUCCGAAUGUCAUACCUUAUGGAUUUUUUCGUCCACAAUCAUCAUCAACGAUAUCGAUACCAGUAUCAACAUCAUCAUCAUCUACUGCUACUCCAAUAUCCUCAUCGAUUCGUCCAUCUACAUUGAAUUUUCUAAAUUCAAAUUUCAUACCGCCACAACAACAGACUCCAACAUUUUUUGUUCAUACACGUAUACAACCACCGAAUCUUUCAUCAUUAAAAUCAACGAUAACAAUGAAUUCUAUAAAAAAGAAACCAAUGAUGAUGAAAUCAAAAUCAAAAACAUUGAAAAAUACAAAAAAUAAUCAACGUAAGAAUGCAUCAACAAACGGUGUUGUCGAUGAAGAUUUAUUAAAACAAUUUGAUGUUGAUAAUAAAAAUGGAAAUGUGAGCGAUGGGAGUUGUCAUACAGGAAGUAUGAUAAUGAUGAAUAAAAAACAAACAAAUAAACAAUUAUUAUCGAUGGAAAAUAGUAGGGGAAAAAAUACAUCAAAUAGUGGUAAAUCGAAAAGAAAAACUAAUUUGAAUUCAAAUUCCGAUCAUACCAUCAUGGCGAAUGAUUAUAAUAAUGAAACAACGGUGGUUGCCGUUGGAAGAAAAUUUAAAUCAAAUCUCACAAUUGAAUCAAAUGGAAAAAAUUUAUUAUUGAAAAAUGGUAUUGGUACAAUCGCCACUGCCACUGCAACAGCAUCAUCAUCAUCAUCAUCGUCACCAUAUCCAAAAAGGCGUAAUAAUCUAUUACCAACAACAAGUAUAACAUUGGUUUCAGCAAGUAAUUCGAAAAACAACAGCAGCAAUAAUAAUAAUAGUAAUAGUAAUGAUAAUGAUAGUGGAAUUGAAUCGAAUGAAAUUGUACCGCCACCGAUAACAUCAACAACGACAGAUAAUUGUGAAUUUCGUUGCGUAAUGGGUAAACGAACAAAUAGAAAACCAAUCAUACAUGGUUGGUCAUGGGAAGGUGAACCAAUGGAGAAAAAUAUUUUUAUUAAUAAUGAUGAACAAUCAUAUCGACGUAAAUGUUAUCCAGCAAUUAAACAUAAUGAAGGUGAAAUCAUACGACCUGGUGAUUGUGUAUUGCUUAAAAGUGGUCCAAGAAAAACGGAUCUACCAUUUGUUGCUAAGAUAACAUCAUUAUGGGAAUCACCUGAAAGAGAAAUGAUGAUGAGCUUACUUUGGUAUUAUCGACCUGAACAUACAGAUAUUCAGGAUAUUCCAUUUAUAAUGGGUGAAAUAUAUGCCUCAAGACAUCGUGAUGCAAAUAGUGUUGCCUGUAUCGAUGAUAAAUGUUUUGUACUCACAUACAAUGAAUAUUGUCGUUAUAAACGACAAAAAUGUCGAAAAUUGCAAAUGUUUGCAUUUUUACAACCAGAUUUAACUGCUAUGAUUGUGCCAAAUGGUGAACCAUGGUCCAGUGAUGAAAAUCAAUCAUCGAAUGAUCAAUAUCAACAACAGCAACAAAUAAUAAAUCGUUUUAAUCGUUCAGUAUUACGAGUAGGUGAUAAUAAUCGUAUACCACCAUUGAAUACAUUACCAGAGCUUGUAUUCUGUUGUCGUAAAGUCUAUGAUUUUCGACAGAAACGAAUACUUAAAAAUCCGAGCUAUGAACGAAAUGAACGUAAUAAAUCCAGUGCUUAAUAAACAAACAAUACUACACACACACACACACACACUUAUAAACACACACACACAAAACACAAAUCUAUUCUUAAUCCACCGGGUUUUGAUAAAUAAAAAAAAAUUAAUUUCAACUUAAUUUUGAAACCUCGGAAUAAAUAGUCUUUCGUUUCGUAUUUGUAUAAAAAAAAUGAUGAGAAAACUUUCUCUCGACGCCUCGAAUUUCAUUUCAUCAAAGUAAUUUUA
Molecule: messenger RNA, 3015 nt
Organism: Dermatophagoides farinae (American house dust mite)
Lineage: Eukaryota; Metazoa; Arthropoda; Arachnida; Sarcoptiformes; Pyroglyphidae
Source: RefSeq, a predicted model, not a curated record